Rhodamnia argentea is the source of this 862-nucleotide messenger RNA. RefSeq lists its product as uncharacterized. The record is from RefSeq and is a predicted model, not a curated record. NCBI's taxonomy places the organism in Eukaryota, Viridiplantae, Streptophyta, Magnoliopsida, Myrtales, Myrtaceae. Bases 96 to 599 code for a protein of 167 amino acids. The transcript is spliced from 2 exons.
UUCUCUUUCCGAAGCAUCUCUCUCUCUCUCUCUCUCUCUCUCUCUCUCUCUCUUCUUUCUCUCUCUCUCUCUGAGGAAAACCUAGAAACAGAACAAUGGCAGAGACGCCGCUGAAGCGCCAAAGAGAAGAAACGGAAGAAACCCACGUCGACGGACCAGCGGAAGACCAGACGAAGCGCCUCAAGCCGUCGUCGUCGUCCUACCCCCACAACAUCCUCUCCUUCCUCGACGACCAAUUAGACGACGGCCAGAUCUCCAGCCAGGACCUGUCCUCCCUCAUCUCCGCCCUCCAGGACGAGCUCGCCUCCGAGUCCGAACCAAACAUCCCAUCCGAACCGGAGCUCGCCUCGCCUUCCUCCUCUUCUCCGGGGGAAGAGAGCGACGGCGACGAGGACAAAGAGAAGGUGUUCAGGCACCUGCUCGUGGCCUCCGACGACGAGCUCGGCCUGCCCAGCAGAGAGGGCGAAGGGCCCGAAGCGGGAGCGAGCGGCGUGGAGCUCCUGUCUUGUGACGGCCUGUGGGAGCUCGAGGACGAGGCUGCGAAUUACUACACCCUGUUGCAGUCCGAGCUCUUCAUGUGGGGCGAAUUUGCAAAGUAGGCUGCUUUAAUCGGGGGAGGAAAGUGAGAAGAAAAGAAAAAAUUAGGGCAAGGGGUUGCAAAGUGAAGGGGAAAAGAAAUUUGUUUUCUUUCGUUUUGUGGGCUCUGCUGUGGAUCGAGCUUAGUGUUAGGACUUAGGGGAAGCUGUUGGGGGAAGUCUAGAUUUAGGAAGACAUGAACUGUGAAUGGACAAAAAGAUCAUUGAAAUUUGUUUAAGUGUAAAACAGCAAUUAAAAGGAUCAUUUGCGGUGUUAAAUUUGAUUU